UUCAUUUCUACAUACAUACAUACAUAUGUACUUUCUUGCUGCCUGCCAUUCAGUUUCGAUUUGCCAGUGACGAGUUCAGUUUUGUGUGUUUUAUCAACGGUUGUGCUUUCUGUAAAAAUGGGACGUAUAAGGCAAUUCAAUUUGUACAAUUAUAUUUCCUAUGAUUCGAAAAGAAAUGUAUCGGUUUGUUUUCUGUGUGGAAGAACUCUUGCUGGAAAAAAAUUCAGCAAUAUAAAGCGCCAUUAUUUGGGUGUGCACGGGACACAAUUGCCUGAAUUACCAGACAGCGAUUUGACAAGCAGCAGUAGCAAUGCCCCUACAACAACAACAAGCAGCAGCACAACUAUAGCAUCGCAAGAGCUGAGUAACCGGUUUACUAUAUCGAUGACAAAGGCCGAUUUUAUUACGUGCUGUGUCGGACUGGUUACCGUAAAAAAGUUGCCGUUCCGAAUUUUCGAUGACGAAAAACAUUUCAAGAAGCUAAUGCGUCCCUACGAAGAGUAUUUCAAAAUUAAAGUCGACUCGAAGAAUAUAGCAGACGAAGUGAAUACUUUGGGCUACAAAAUAAGGCAAAACAUAGCACAAGCAGUGCAUAAGAAAAUGAUAAGCGUAAAAUUUGACUUCGUCAGCCGUAUGGGGCAAAACAUACUCGUCGUACACAUCCAAUACAUGGCGGACUCAAAUCUAGUGACCUGCACGAUUGGCGUGAUUCCUUUGGAGCGCGAGUGCACUUCGAGUUUCCUCUGUGAAGAAAUAUGUAAUUGUUUGACCGAAUUCAAUAUUGAUACCGCUCAAGUGUAUGCGUGCGUAUCGGAUAAUGGUGCAAAUUUUAAGGAGAGCACGAAUUCGCACGCGGAGCAAGCAGAAGAAUUGUGUCUGCUGGAUGAAGAGUCAAACAUUGAUGAUGAGUACUAUUUGGAGGUACACACUGCACUGGAAUGCGGUUUCGAAACGAUUCGCUGCUUUGUGCAUACAAUACAACUUGUUUCUCAAGAUGUUUCGGAGGCUAUAGAGCCACAAGUUGAUGAAUGCAGGCAGAUAAUAGAAUUUCUACGCAAAACGCACCCAAGUUUGCGGAUUCCAAUGUUGGACUAUGACUCAAGCUGGAUAUCGACAUUCGAGAUGUUAAACAACCUAAAUAACCUCAAAAGUUGUAUACAAGUGGAAAGCAUUACGGAUUCUGUUGUGCCGGAAGUGGACUGGCAUUUUCUGAGCACCUACCUGGAAGCAUUCAAGCCUCUGCGGAAUUGUUCGAGCAAGCUACAGAGUGAGCAGUAUAUUGUUGGCGACUUCUAUAGAGAUUUGAUGUGCUGCGAAUUGGAAUUGGAUGAACUCAUGCAAAACGGUAAUUUCUAUGCGCAAUUGUUAACAGAGGCGUUGAAGAAUAGAAAAGAAGAACUCUUGAAUAAGGAAGCUUUUCUAGCAGCGCUUUAUGUGGAUCCCCGUUUUAAUUUUAUUGGCUCGCCGUUUUUAACAGACGAUAAGAAACAGAUUGCAGCGAAACAUCUAUUAAAAACUUAUGGCACUAUUGAAAGUUUUACCACCACCGUUGUUGAUGAUAAGAGCAACGCUUACGUAGUACCUCAACAGAUGACUACUGAUUCAUCAGGCCCAUAUUUAAAAUUGGAACAGAAAAUGAGUUUAUUAAUCGAAAAAAGUUAUAAGUCCGAUAUAACAAUGGAAGAAAAACUGACGAGUUUUUGCGUUGCCGAACGAUUGCCGUUUGAAGCAAACAUUCUGGAGUACUGGCGUAGCAAAAAAUACAAAGAUUUGGAGUUGGGAAAAUUGGUCGAUGCUGUUUUGUCAAUUCCAACCACACAAUACUCGGCUGGCAGGGCACUUAAAGCCCUCUCAAUGAUUUCAGAAAAUAGACAACAGAGUCUAUCUAAAGAUACGCUGAAGAAUUUAUUGCUUAUUAACCUUAAUAAUACGUUAGUUUAGAACUUAGUUAUAAGAUUAAAUCAGACUUGUGCCGAUUUAAGCACUUUGUAGAAAGCUUUAAAUGUCUAAGUUAUAUUAUAUUUUAUAUGUUUAGUAUACUACAAAUAUAUGUACAUAAAUAUAUAACUUUUCGAGGAAUAUUACUUAUAUUCUAUGUACUUUUAGUUUAUGAUUUGUGAUAAGAUUUGGUACCCAUUUUUUGUUUUUUUCUUUUUGCUUUGUUAAUGUGUAGUACAAAUAAUGAAAUACCAUUUCUAUUCAAUUAUUUUUAUCUCGAGCCGAAAUACACUGACAGUAAUUUGAAUAGCAAACCCUUUUAAUUUUCAGUAUGUACAUUUUUACUUUAGUUUAUUUAAUUUUCAUACAUUCAAAAAAAAAUGUAGCUUAUUCUACCUAUAAAUCCGAUUUUAAAAUUUUAUACAAACUAAAAAUAAAAUGUCAUGCUUUUUAAAUGACCUGCAGUGUAUAAGUUAAUAAUAUUUUGUUUAGAAAAAGUUCGGGUAUACAGUUUGUAGUCCAUUCAAUUCUAGUAUAAAAACAGUGUAAUGACAGUGUCAUGCAUUUUCUUCCAUACAAAGUCUGCUCGACAUAAUAAUUUUUACCUGGAAGAAAAUGCGUAUCACCGUCAACAAAAAAAAAUAAAUAAAUAAAUAAAUGGUAUUUUGUAGCUACUUGAAGCUUGCACUGCAUUUCGAAAAAUAUUAUUAACUCAUGCACUGCAGGCCAUUUUUUUUUAAAUUUGUAUAAAUUUUUAUAAUCGGAUUUAUUGGUAGAAUAAGCUUUGGUGCCAUAUUUUUUUUAGUUUGUAGAGAAUUUUAAAAUCAAUAUUUAUAAAAGAACUAUUGAAUAUGAACAAACAAAAGGAAAGCUGUCCAUACUGAGGAUCAAAAGGGUGUGCUAUUCAAAUGACUGGGAGCUCAUAUAGAUUCUUUAAUUUUAACUAUGUAGCUAGUUAUGUAAGCAGAAGAGAUGUUAAAAUACAAAUAAAUGAAUCUAUUAUUGUUUCGAUUUGAACAGUAUAAAUUAAAAAGGUCGUUGGCACUAAUUUGGCUGAUUCUCUCUAUAUUCUAAUCGUAGUUUUAAGCUGUUGUGAAUUAAAUGAAAGAUUUUAAGUAAGAUUUUAAAUGGCUUUAGCGUGUUUUCAAUUUUUUUCAACAAGAUGUUUGUUAUAAGGGAUUCCUUUACCUGUGCGAUUAUGUUUUUAGGAGAAAUUUAGCAAAAUAGCUUAAAAAAUUCAAAGGAACACUCUAAGGCCGAGGCCACGCAAUGAGCGGCUUUUAUUCCUGAGCGCCGCCUCCCAUCCAUUCAAAAAUUCCGCAGGCAUGGCCACUGCAAUAGGAGGUAUAUCAAUGGCCACAUUAUACGUAUGGCGACUGGUGUCUAGGUGCUGGUCUAGUAGCCUUGGCUACCAGUAUCGUACUUUGUAUCAUGUAUAGCGAUUAAUCUCAGUAAACAGAAAAACGCAGACACAUCCGAAUUUACUUUUUUGACAUGUACAUUUCGAAGUAGAUAAUUGGCAACUUUGCUCCAAUGGGUUUAACAAUUUAUGUAAACAAAUAACAAUAUCGUCGUAAUAAAACUAUAAAUAAAAAAUUGCGCGACUAGACUCAGUAGUCGACAGUCAGUAGCCAGUUGCCAGUUGCCAUACGUAAGGCGAAUUUUA
Molecule: messenger RNA, 3604 nt
Organism: Rhagoletis pomonella (apple maggot)
Lineage: Eukaryota; Metazoa; Arthropoda; Insecta; Diptera; Tephritidae
Exons: 2
Coding region: 118-1941 (607 amino acids)
Molecular function (GO): protein dimerization activity
Source: RefSeq, a predicted model, not a curated record